AUGGGAGAAACGGGUGGUGAGAUACGCGUGACACGUGAUGCAAUUCGAAUUCGUAGUAAAAAGGACCUUACUGGAUGUCCGGCAAUCGAUCGAUGCCAAAGUCGGAUGGCCUACCGCAAUUGCAUCCUUUACGGGGCCAAUCAAUGCAGUAAGCCGCAAGACAAGCCUCACACGGCUAAUCACAGUCUGAUUGGUUUAAACGAAAAGUCUGUGACGGGGACAGCCAAUAGACCCUCUGAGGGUCUGAAACAGCCAAAAUUAUAUGCCCCCGUCGUGCGAAGUUCCCUCCCAAAUGAUCUAAAACUAACAGGCUUCUUGAAUCAAUUCAAUCAAUCCAUCACCUAUAAACCAUGUACCAUUGGUACAUUGGUUCCAGCUGCUAAAGUUUUGAUCCCCGGAAAACGGGAAACUGGAAUAUACAACCAAGCCUUGGAGGCGAAGGCAUGUUCAGUUUUUUCCGAAACUGGACAGCUACGUGUUGAAGGCGAUGACUUUGGUGCACGAGCACCACUGACUGUAUGA
Molecule: messenger RNA, 522 nt
Organism: Opisthorchis viverrini
Lineage: Eukaryota; Metazoa; Platyhelminthes; Trematoda; Opisthorchiida; Opisthorchiidae
Exons: 3
Coding region: 1-522 (173 amino acids)
Source: RefSeq, a predicted model, not a curated record